CGUCACAUCCGCAUGUGAGAAAGAAAACUAAUUUUCAAAAACUUUAACUAAAUCAUGCGAUUUUUCAUUGAAUCAAUUAUAUUUUGGUGAAGCAAUACAAUUGAACUAAAGAUAGCACUCCUUUCAACAGUCACAGUAUAACAAAAUGGCCGAGGCCAAUCAAGGAGUGAGUUCGCUACCUCUACCCCCCAUGCAGUUCAUCAGUUUGUAUACAGAUGAGAACAUGCAGAGAGGACGUGUUCCAAGACCACCACCCCCUAUCAAGGAUUCCUACAAUAUGUUUGGGAUAAAAUUUGACUCAGAUGACCAAAUAAUCCGUCCUCUUGAGAACCAAGGCCUUAGACGACUUUAUCCUCAAAGUUACGACCACAAACGGGAACUUAAAAAACUAAACUACUCAAUUUUGGUCAAUUUCCUUGAUCUUUUGGAUAUUCUUAUAAAAUCACCUGAUAAUCCUCAAAAACGAGGAGAAAAAAUCAUGGAUUUGGAACUACUUUUUAUUCACAUGCAUCACUUGAUAAACGAGUUCCGACCACAUCAAGCUCGUGAAACAUUACGUGUAAUGCUCGAGGUCCAAAAACGUCAGCGCAUAGAGACAGCUGAGAAAUUUCAAAAACAUUUAGAUAAAGUGUCGGAAAUUAUGAACACUAGUUUAAGUGUGAUUUCUGAAGCUGCGGGUCUAGACAGUAAAUUGAUGAUUAAGACUGAACCUAUGGAUGUCGAUGAUUCUGCAAAGCAGACAUUAACGGAGGCAGCUGAGACAGAAGCGAGAGAUAAAAUGAUGUGUGGUAUUGUAGAUGCAAUGGGUACAUAGAACAAAAUGACUCUCAUGUA
Messenger RNA from Owenia fusiformis, 834 nucleotides. The record is from the annotation of a GenBank genome assembly. Lineage: Eukaryota; Metazoa; Annelida; Polychaeta; Sabellida; Oweniidae.